AGCGGAAGUAUUGUUUCUGCAGCUGCCGCUGAGGAAGCGCAGACUCACAAGUCAGAGAGAACUCCGGUUAAAUCUCCAGAACAAACGAGAAGAUGGAAAACAAUCUUUGUAUCGACAGUUUAAUCCUGAAGCUCCACGAUGUGAACGCGGUGAAGUUUGGGGAAUAUAAGCUGAAGAGCGGCAUGCUGACACCCAUUUAUAUCGACCUGAGAGUCCUCGUCUCGUACCCCGCGCUCAUGAACCAGGUAUCAAAUCUCAUCUACCAGCGAGUGCAAGAAGAGGGGCUGCAGUUUGACUCAGUGUGUGGGGUUCCAUACACAGCCCUGCCUUUGGCCACAAUUAUCUGCUCUAGACAUGAACUGCCCAUGCUCAUCAGGCGAAAGGAGGUCAAGGACUAUGGAACCAAGCGUCUGGUGGAGGGGAUAUGUCGUGAGGGGGAUACAUGUCUUAUCAUUGAGGACACAGUGACCAGUGGCGCCAGUAUCCUGGAGACUGCUGAAGUGCUCUACAAAGAGGGACUGAAGGUGACAGAUGCCAUUGUACUAAUGGACAGAGAGCAAGGCGGCGUGGAUAUGUUGGCCUCUCAGGGAAUCAAACUCCAUCCCAUCAUUUCCAUGUUCAAGCUGCUCAACGUGCUGCUGGCGGCCGAACGCAUCGACGCCCAAACUGCCCAGAGCGUCCGCAAGUUCAUCCUGGACAAUAACACUUUCAGGCCCAAGGAGGAGAAUGGCAAUGAAGUUCCUGCCACCAAGAAGCCAUGUGUGGAACAGAACCUGGAGCUGAGCUAUGCUGACAGAGCCAAACUUCCAAAUAUUCACCCCCUGGCAUCAAAGCUGCUGAACAUCAUGGAGGAGAAGCAGUCUAACCUCUGUGUGUCCGCUGACGUGACCAGCAGCGAGGAGCUUCUCCAGCUGGCAGACUCUCUAGGUCCCAAGAUCUGCAUGCUGAAGACACACGUAGACAUCCUCAAGGACUACACAGUGGCCUUCAGCCAGAAACUGCAGGCUUUGGCCGAGAAACACAACUUCCUCAUUUUUGAAGAUCGCAAGUUUGCUGACAUUGGGAACACAGUCAAGCACCAGUAUGAAGGUGGUAUGUACCAGAUCUCAUCUUGGUCCCACAUAGUGAAUGCUCAUGCGGUUCCAGGGCCCGGGGUGGUGAAGGGCCUGAGCGCUGUAGGAAAGGCUCUGGGCCGAGGCUGUUUGCUCAUUGCACAGAUGAGCUCACAGGGCUCAUUGGCCACUGGUGAAUACACAAAGACUGUGCUGAAGAUGGCAGAAGAGCAGUCAGACUUUGUGAUCGGCUUUAUCUGUGGCUCUAAGAUCACUAAGAGACCAGAGUUCAUCCACAUGACCCCUGGAGUGCAGAUGCAGGCUGGAGGUGAUGUGUUGGGCCAGCAGUACUCCACCCCAGAGGAAGUUAUCCAUAACAAGGGCUCCGAUGUCAUCAUUGUGGGACGGGGUGUGUUGGAGGCCCCUGAUAGGCUGAAAGCUGCUGAGUCAUACAGAAAGUCAGGCUGGGAUGCUUACACAAAGAGACUGGGCCAAAGUGGCCAAUGAGAGCUCAGGAGUAGCAUCUUUAGCAUUACGUCUAAUUUCAAAUUUAAACUACAGUUCUAAUAAUGAACCUCUGCAGAUGACCUGAAAGUAUUUUUGCACAUAAUUGGUAUACAUCGAAACAUGUAUACACGUGCAUCUGAACACCACACUGCCACACUGAAAUGCACACCUGUUCCUACACCAGUGCACAGUUAGUUAACAUUUGCAAGGGAUACUUGGCAACUGUGGGGAAUCACAAACUUUACUGUUGAACAUGUGCAUAUGUGCUCUUUUGAUUCUGUCCUCUAUGAAUAAGCUGCUGUAAAUGCCUUCUUCUGAUUCCAUCCUAUUAAUGAGCUGCACAACCUGAGCUAACAUCUGAUCUGCUGAGCUACUUCUGACCAGGUUUAGACCAGAUCUAGGACCAUGUUUAAGUUUGGAGAUAAACUGCAGGUUACCUAGACUUGCUUAGUUUGUCAGUACUGUAUUUUGCAGUGAUCUGCUAAAAUAUCAUCAUUCCCUUGGCAAAGGCUACCACUUCCAGUCAAGAUGAAGCCUUUCUUUGUCACAAACCCACCAUGCCUGUGUAUGUUUUUCUAUAAUUGCUGGAAUACCCGACCAAGAUUUGUAAUCCAAAUUAGAGUGGGUAUAGAUUGUAUUUCAAACAAUAGUGUAAUGUUUCUGUGGUAAUUCAGGGCAUUUUUCAGCACGCAGUGGAGCAGCUUUGUGUCCUUUAGUUGCCCUAUCUGGAUUUUCCACAUCACUGCUCACACGAUCACGACAUACUAAUUACUGCAAGACUUUCAAACUCCUUUAAAACCUACCAAAUCUCUGGUAGUAACAGUCUUUAAUUUUGAGCUCCAGCUUCACAAAUCAUCAGUAUUUAGUUGAUUAAACAGAUUGGUCAGUCAUUUCAAUCAAUAACUAAGUUGACUGUUUUUGUUGUUGUUGUUGAUGAUAUGGUUUCAGCCUUUUUCAGAGGAUCAGUGCAGCCCCUCUGGUUACUGUGAAUUACAAAAUGAGGGAAUGCUGAUUGGCCAGUCAUUGGCCAUUAAGUCCAAUGCCAUCCAUAUUGUUUAACUUGACUUACCUGAGCUGAGGCAGUAGUUUUUCUAAAGACAUCAACAUAAUGUAACAUGAUCAGCGAGCUCACAGAACAAGUCUAGAAGUUGUUACUUAUUGUUUAUCCACUCAUCCCAUCCAGAAGAUGAGUGGAUAAACAAGUUUUGUUUAUACAGGAGAAAACCUGCUGCAAUUUGACACCUCCUUUUAAAAGUAGACAAAUUGAAUUUUGCAAACACUGUCCUGGAGCCAUAACAGUUGUGUGGUUAUCACUAAACCUACAUGCAGUGAAAAGGCUUCAUGGUACACUUGGUGGUAUCCUUGAUUUAAUGAAUAAAUGAGUAGUUUCUUUACAGUCACCUUAUUUGAUUUUUCCUUCCAUGUAGUUUCCUUUUAGAACAUACAUGAAGAAAUGCAGUAAAGUGAGACUUGAUACUUAAAUAAAUCAUAUAUUGAAAAAACAUUGUUUUAUGUUUAAUGCUAAAUAAUGUUCAACUACUGUUGAUAUUGAUUCUUAAUGUAAUUCUGGGGUUGGCUGAGACGUCAUGAGAAAGUUUGGCUGUGUUUCAGGGUUUAGGGUAACUCAAUAUAAGCCAAUAAAAGAAAUGAUACUGAGUAAAUAUGAUAAGUAUGAACUGUCAUUUAUGAAUGAAAAAAACAUUUUAUGAUUUCCAGUUUCCGCAAAACCUAAAUUUUCUGUAUUUUCAUGAUCUGAAGAUUUUUCUGAAGAGUCUUUACUGCUUGGCAAUAUGGUUGAACUGAUUAUUAAAAUAUUCACAUGGUCAUUUUA
This is a messenger RNA of Lates calcarifer (barramundi perch), 3390 nucleotides long. It is a transcript of the gene umps, whose product is annotated as uridine monophosphate synthetase. The transcript is spliced from 10 exons. Bases 93 to 1559 code for a protein of 488 amino acids. Gene Ontology annotation, molecular function: orotidine-5'-phosphate decarboxylase activity; orotate phosphoribosyltransferase activity. The record is from RefSeq and is a predicted model, not a curated record. NCBI's taxonomy places the organism in Eukaryota, Metazoa, Chordata, Actinopteri, Centropomidae. Gene Ontology annotation, biological process: 'de novo' UMP biosynthetic process; 'de novo' pyrimidine nucleobase biosynthetic process.